Punica granatum (pomegranate) is the source of this 1555-nucleotide messenger RNA. The record is from RefSeq and is a predicted model, not a curated record. Lineage: Eukaryota; Viridiplantae; Streptophyta; Magnoliopsida; Myrtales; Lythraceae.
UUCGCCCAUUGUGGUUCCCACAGCCGUGCUUUCACUCCUCUUGUCUUGUUCUCUUUGAAGAACUUGCUCCAUCACAUAAUAUUUUAAGCCAUCAAUUUCGACGGUCACAUGCCAGAAGGUGCUCUGUCCAAUGGAAAAUGAAAACUAAUAAAGCUAAUCACAUGUACAUCCAAGUAGCUCAGAGCCACCAGGGAACUCCUCCUCCUCCGGCCGGCUCCGACCAUUUGUUGUACUUGAGAGGAAGACGGUUAUACAGAAAGAUCCGUAACAUAACAUUUCGUCUGAGACACAAACGGGAAUGGCGGUUAACUUCGGGAAGUCGGUCCUAGUCCCGAGUGUCCAAGAGCUGUCCAAGCAGCCCAUCCUCAACCUCCCGCCUCGUUAUGUCCGUACAGAUGAUGGUCAGCAGCAGCUAUCACCUCCUCCAGCUAUCGACUCCGAUGACCUGUCGUCGUCCCUGUCGGUCCCUGUUAUCGAUGUGUGGAGCUUGGGCGGUGGAGACUCAGCUGAGCUCGGGAAGCUGCACUUCGCCUGCAGGGAGUGGGGAUUCUUCCAGGUUGUGAACCAUGGAGUGAGCACUUCGCUGUUGGAGGAAUUCAAGGGAGAGGUGCAGAACUUCUUUGGCCUCCCGUACGAGGAAAAGAAGAGGUUGUGGCAGACACCAGCAAACCAUGAAGGGUUCGGUCAGCUCUUUGUGGUAUCGAAUGAACAGAAGCUGGACUGGUCCGACAUGUUCUACAUCACCACGUUGCCGCUCUGUCUCAGGCAAACCGAUCUGUUUGAGAAACUGCCUCUGACGUUCAGGGAAAAGUUGGAAACCUAUUCCAUUGAAGUGAAAAAGCUGGCUAUGUUAAUGUUAGGAUACAUGGGAAAAGCUCUGAAAAUAGAUGACAAGGAGACAAGGGAAAUGUUCGUCGAUGGUGUCCAGUCCAUGAGAAUGAACUACUACCCCCCAUGUCCCGAGCCCGAUAAGGCAAUCGGUUUCUCUCCUCAUUCUGAUGCCGAUGCUCUCACAAUCCUCUUCCAGCUCAAUGAAACAGAAGGCCUGCAAAUACAUAAGGAGGGGAGAUGGGUGCCUGUUAAGCCGCUCCCUAAUGCUUUUAUCGUCAAUGUUGGGGACAUUAUCGAGAUUUUUAGCAACGGAAUUUACCGGAGCAUUGAACACAGGGCGACCGUGAACUCGAUGAAGGAGAGGCUAUCUGUUGCCACAUUCUACAGCUGCAAACUUGACGCUGACUUAGGUCCUGCCCCUAGCCUAAUUACCCCCGACAACCCUGCGGUUUUCUGUACUGUUCCAGUCGAAAAGUACUUCAAGGACUUCUUCGCUCAGAAGCUAAAUGGGAAAUCGUAUUUGGACUUCAUGAGAGUAUAUAAUCAUGUAGAGCAUCAGAAAUUCGGAAAAGGUAGCUAGCAAGAAUGGAGGAAUUGCCCAUGAAUGAGGGUGGUAAUGGUAUUUGGCGCAAAAUAUUGCAUCUUCAAGAUCGAAGCACUGCUUUCUUCUCAUGGAACUGCAACAGAUGGAAUUUUCAAUAUUUAUUGAGAAAAAUUAUAUCAA